AUGAACACACUCAUGCUGACGACAGGCCGUGCAAUAGACGAUCAGCCCAUGGACGGGAACAUGUCUUUUACUUCUUAUAACAUGAUGGAUUCAGGAGGAGCAGGCAUUGAAUCCCCACCCACCUACCAUAGAAGCUAUGAGCAAUACGUCCAAGGGGCAGUUGAGAACAGUACCGACUCAGUCCAAGACCCUACCAGCCCUGAACUAGUGGUUUGGUCUACCCUGCCGUAUGGACUGGAUUACAGAGCGCAGUAUGAUUACAGAAGUCCGUAUGAUACUUCAAGGGAUUAUUCAUCUCAGCAGUAUGCUAGAGCCCCUUUUGCCACAAAAAUGGGACAAGCCAAAGCGUUAAAGGAAGCCAGGAUACGAAGACCCAUGAACGCCUUCAUGGUGUGGGCGAAGGUGGAACGGAAGAAGCUGGCCGAUGAAAAUCCUGACCUUCAUAAUGCUGAUUUAAGUAAAAUGCUUGGUGAGUUAUUUAUUUUC
Brenthis ino (lesser marbled fritillary) is the source of this 486-nucleotide messenger RNA. NCBI's taxonomy places the organism in Eukaryota, Metazoa, Arthropoda, Insecta, Lepidoptera, Nymphalidae. The record is from the annotation of a GenBank genome assembly.